This is a messenger RNA of Ambispora leptoticha, 290 nucleotides long. Lineage: Eukaryota; Fungi; Glomeromycota; Glomeromycetes; Archaeosporales; Ambisporaceae. The record is from the annotation of a GenBank genome assembly.
AAUUCGAUGUUAUCGUAAGCCCGAAGCGGGUGAAAUCAUUCAAGUGGAUAGUGAAUAUUGAACAUGCGACCCUCGAAGGCCUCAAGAAAUUCAUACGUGCAAUAUACCAAACACCAGCUGAAAAUGAAGGAGCAGUGUUCAACCUAGUAAGCGAUAGUGGAAAAUACUCACCUCGAAGAGAUCAAGACCUUUGUAAAACACUCCAGCUACUCGUGUCAAAGAAUGACCUCAAGUUUACCGUCUUCAUAGAGACUCCCUCAAAAGCAUUCUCAGAUUGGACUCUUGGUUCA